Messenger RNA from Olea europaea var. sylvestris, 335 nucleotides. Its product is annotated as phosphoglycerate mutase-like protein 1. The annotation marks the transcript as partial. The record is from RefSeq and is a predicted model, not a curated record. NCBI's taxonomy places the organism in Eukaryota, Viridiplantae, Streptophyta, Magnoliopsida, Lamiales, Oleaceae. The transcript has 3 exons.
UACAGGUUAUUAUCAAGGAAAGAGAAGGAGAUAGCUGUAGUUACACACAGUGGAUUCCUGUAUCAUACGCUUGCUGCAUUUGGCAAUGACUGCCAUCCUCUGGUGAAGCGAGAAAUAUCCAAGCAUUUUGCCAACUGUGAGCUCCGUUCGCUGAUCAUUGUGGAUAGAAGCAUGAUGGGGUUGGAUAUCCCAGCAACUAAUUAUCCAGGAAAUAUCCCAUCUGGCCGGGAUUUGCCUAGUGAUGUUGCAGAUGAGAAGAAUCAGGAGAAAGAAAUCCACAAGUGAGCAACUAGACUAAGCAUGUUGUCGCUAGCACUAGAAUCCCACAUUUCUUC